This is a messenger RNA of Triticum aestivum (bread wheat), 850 nucleotides long. RefSeq names its product aspartokinase 1, chloroplastic-like. Bases 71 to 850 code for a protein of 259 amino acids. The transcript has 4 exons. The record is from RefSeq and is a predicted model, not a curated record. Gene Ontology annotation, biological process: L-homoserine biosynthetic process. Lineage: Eukaryota; Viridiplantae; Streptophyta; Magnoliopsida; Poales; Poaceae. Gene Ontology annotation, cellular component: cytosol; chloroplast stroma. Gene Ontology annotation, molecular function: aspartate kinase activity.
CGGACCGCCCGAACCGCGACGUCCACGAGUUUCUGCGUCCGGCCCCGAGCCAAGAGAUCCGGACAUCUCCAUGGCGACCGCGCUGCGUCUCGCGGCGGUCGCGCGGGACUCUCCGGCGGCCGUCUCCAAGCUCGGGAGGGAGAGGGCCUCGCUGUGCGCCAUCGCUAGGCCGGGUGGGCAAUGCUUUGCGCGGAGGGGGCUGGUGCUCCGCUGCCAGAGCGGGGCAGCCGCAGCGGCGGCAACUAUCAAUAAGGGCGGGGCGGCGGAUGGAGCCGGGGCAGCGGCGGGAUUCACCGUCGUGAUGAAGUUCGGCGGCUCCUCGCUGGCGUCGGCCGCGUGGAUGCGGGAGGUGGCCGACCUCAUCCUGAGCUUCCCCGAGGAGACGCCCGUCGUCGUCCUCUCCGCCAUGGGGAAGACCACCAACAACCUCCUCCUGGCCGGAGAGAAGGCGGUGAGCUGCGGCGCUACCAAGGCGUCAGAAAUCAACGAGCUCGCCGUCAUCAAAAAGCUCCAUCUUAGGACCAUUGAUGAGCUUGGACUAGAUAGCUCGAUUGUUUCAGGUUUCUUGGACGAAUUGGAGCAACUACUUAAGGGUGUUGCUAUGAUGAAAGAGCUGACUCUUAGGACACGAGAUUACCUUGUUUCCUUUGGUGAAUGCAUGUCUACAAGAAUAUUUUCUGCAUAUUUGAAUAAACUUGGGAAGAAGGCACGACAGGUACAUACUUCUAUUCUAGCAAGCAACAAUUUAGUAGUUUGGUUACAACUUUGUUUUGCAGCAUACAUGUCUGGACCAGUUGGUGCAAUUAGACAGAAUAUUUCAAUCACCUUCUAUCUCAUGCGGAGGAUGUAG